Messenger RNA from Sorghum bicolor (sorghum), 596 nucleotides. RefSeq names its product DNA-directed RNA polymerases II, IV and V subunit 10. Gene Ontology annotation, biological process: tRNA transcription by RNA polymerase III; transcription by RNA polymerase II; transcription by RNA polymerase I. Gene Ontology annotation, cellular component: RNA polymerase III complex; RNA polymerase II, core complex; RNA polymerase I complex. The record is from RefSeq and is a predicted model, not a curated record. NCBI's taxonomy places the organism in Eukaryota, Viridiplantae, Streptophyta, Magnoliopsida, Poales, Poaceae. The coding region runs from base 127 to 342 and encodes 71 amino acids. The transcript has 4 exons. Gene Ontology annotation, molecular function: DNA binding; DNA-directed RNA polymerase activity; zinc ion binding.
CUCAGUUUUCUGACCGCCUCGCUCGCUCCUGUGUUUCGUUCACAACCUCCAUCCCGACCAAACGACCAAACCCUCCCUCUCCUGCUCCGGGCUCCAGCGGCGGCGGAGGCGGCGGCGGCGGCGAAGAUGAUCAUCCCGGUGCGCUGCUUCACCUGCGGCAAGGUGAUUGGGAACAAGUGGGACCUCUACCUCGACCUCCUCCAGGCCGACUACUCGGAAGGGGAUGCUCUGGAUGCUUUGGAAUUGUUCCGCUACUGCUGCAGGCGGAUGCUCAUGACCCAUGUUGACCUCAUUGAGAAAUUGCUCAACUACAAUACACUGGAGAAGACUGAGACAAGUUAAGUGAGCACAUCAUGCUCCAAAAGCACUACUGUUUCGUAGUAUCAUAGUGUGUUGUAUGUUGUUUCUUAUCCAUCAGGAGAGAGAUGCUUUGAGUGUGAACAUGCUUUUGCUCAUGAGCGUGGACUUUUCAUGUGAAAUUGCAUGUUGCAUCUAUGCCAUGACGUUGGAUAUUUUAAGUGAUAUAACUGUAACUGAAACCUAAUGUAUUUGUGUGGAUUGAAUUCGAUAAUAUUUUGUUGACAGAUGUGCGUCUU